AUGAAUCCGAGCGCCACUGCGUAUGUGCCGUCAGCGGUGAUUGCCAGCGCGCUCGCACGGCGAAAGCCUGCACCGUCUGUAACCCCACCUCUGUCCUCUCAGAGUCCAGAAGGGAGCCGCUGUCAAGCCACUCCAGUGACCGCGGCCCCGAUGACCGCAGCAGAGCGGCUGCGCCGCUCAAAGGACAACGCAGUCCACCAUCCGAAGCAGUCUGCCGCCACCUCCUCAACCAUCUCCCCGGCGCACGCCCUAUCCUCAUCAAAUUCUCCUCCGACGGCGAACGCGGUGGAGCCGGUAGAGAUAUCACCGUCGCCACCCCACCAAGGAGCCCCCAUUCUCCGCUACUCGAAGCAGCAGCUCUUGUCCUUACGCCCUGCGGCCAUCGAGCAAGUCAUGAGAGGCCGCAUCGUGGAUCAUCCACCGUUCCUGAAGAUUCCGGAGAGCUUUGUGCCGCUGCUUGGGCUGCCAUUCGCGAUGGAAUACGUUAACGUGGACGCUGCGAUGCGGCUUGUCGAGCAUCGAUCGUAUGCAAGCCGACCUGCCUCAUCGCCGCCCACCAGCGUCGCUCGCACCGAGGACCUCGACGACGAGGCGCAGGCGCGCCUGUACACCUGCCCUAUCUGCGCUCAGGGUGGGCCCCAUUCCUGCACUGCGAUUCAGCACAUCCUUCAGCGAACAAGUCGGUACUUUAUGUCGACCAAGCUGGGAGCGGCUCUCAUGCAGCCGACGCUGGUUGUGGAGUCACUGCUGCGGCUGGCGCUGGUGUUUGAUGCCAAACAAAGCUCCUUGCGCUUGCGCAUGCUGGCGGAGCAGAGCCCUCGUGUGGUGCAUCUCGUCGAGGAGUACCUGUGUGGCGAGGGGUACCACCUCCCGCUGCCGCCCGUCACGGCGCACGAGGACUGGGCGGCGCUCAACGCCAUGCUGAAGUUCGACGCCAUUCGAGACAACAAAACCCGCGUCAUCACGGACCUGUCGAAGCACUGGAAAAAGCGUCGCACACAGUUUGAGCAGUUCGUAUACUUUUUUGCCUUCCGCGACGCGCGGCCGGUGAGGCCGGCCAAGAACAUCAUCACACAGUCUGCGAAACCUGGUAUGGUGGCCAUGCUGACGGGGGAUGUCCCGGCCAUGGUUCUGCUUCACCGCCUAGGCUUUUUUAUUCCGCCAGACUACUACUGGAAAGUCUUCCCUUUCCUGCGUCAGGCGCUUGGUGAGGGCACCCUGGCGUAUGACAUUGUAAGGCAUCUCGGUCUCUACCUUUCCUCAUCUCAGCCAGCGGACAUGUACAACCCGGUUGAGGUACCUUUACAAGCGUAG
Molecule: messenger RNA, 1314 nt
Organism: Leishmania mexicana MHOM/GT/2001/U1103
Lineage: Eukaryota; Euglenozoa; Kinetoplastea; Trypanosomatida; Trypanosomatidae
Exons: 1
Coding region: 1-1314 (437 amino acids)
Source: RefSeq, a predicted model, not a curated record